Molecule: messenger RNA, 2012 nt
Organism: Sipha flava (yellow sugarcane aphid)
Lineage: Eukaryota; Metazoa; Arthropoda; Insecta; Hemiptera; Aphididae
Gene: Klc
Product: kinesin light chain
Exons: 11
Coding region: 67-1695 (542 amino acids)
Biological process (GO): microtubule-based movement
Cellular component (GO): membrane-bounded organelle; cytoplasm; kinesin complex
Molecular function (GO): kinesin binding
Source: RefSeq, a predicted model, not a curated record
AUUAUAAGUUUAUAAAACACUUAUAAUUUACAAAGUUCAUUUUUAACUGAUUUAGUUCAUAAAUUUAUGUCUCUUACCAUGACUGUAAUGUCUCAAGAAGAAAUGAUGGUUGGUAUUAAAACUGUUGCUCAAGGAUUAGAAGCCUUGAAAAAUGAGUUGAUGGCAUCUAAUAAUUCUGGACAAAGUACAAUGCAACCAGAAGAAAAACAAUCUAUGCUUCAAAAAACUUUAGAUAUGACAGAAUUGGGUCUAGGGGAAGCUCAGGUUAUGUUAGCUUUGGCUUCCCAUCUUCAAAAUGUUGAAGCAGAAAAACAAAAAUUAAGAACUCAAGUUCGCAGACUUUGUCAAGAAAAUGCAUGGCUACGAGAUGAGUUAGCUAACACACAACAAAAAUUACAAGCAUCUGAACAGGCUGUUGCAUUAUUGGAUGAACAGAAUAAACAUUUAGAGUUUAUGGCAUCUAUCAGUAAAUUUGAUGCUGAUAAGACUGAAGACCAGAUCGAAAAUAAACAAGAAAAAUCUAAAAAUGAUGAUCCUGUUGUUGAUUUAUUCCCAGAUGAUGAAAAUGAAGAAAGAAACACACUAUCUCCUACACCACCAUCACAGUUUGCUCAGCAAGUGAAUGCUGGAGCUGGUUAUGAAAUUCCAGCACGUUUGAGAACUUUACAUAAUUUAGUGAUUCAAUAUGCAUCUCAAGGAAGAUACGAAGUAGCUGUUCCAUUAUGUAAGCAAGCUUUGGAAGAUUUAGAAAAAACAUCUGGACAUGAUCACCCGGAUGUAGCUACUAUGUUAAAUAUUUUAGCACUUGUGUAUAGGGAUCAGAACAAAUACAAAGAUGCUGCUAAUUUACUAAAUGAUGCUUUAGCAAUACGAGAAAAAACUUUAGGAGAAAACCAUCCAGCUGUAGCAGCAACAUUAAACAAUUUAGCAGUACUUUAUGGUAAACGAGGUAAAUACAAAGAUGCUGAACCAUUGUGUAAAAGAGCUUUAGAAAUUAGAGAAGCAGUAUUAGGUAAAGGGCAUCCAGAUGUUGCUAAGCAAUUAAACAACUUAGCUCUGCUAUGUCAAAAUCAAGGUAAAUAUGAAGAAGUUGAACGAUAUUAUCAACGAGCACUAGAAAUAUAUGAAAAGAAGCUUGGACCUGAUGACCCAAAUGUAGCUAAAACAAAAAACAAUUUAGCUUCGUGUUAUUUAAAACAAGGCAAAUAUAAGGAAGCAGAAAUAUUAUAUAAACAAGUAUUAACUAGAGCUCACGAAAGAGAGUUUGGCACAAUUGAUGGGGAUAAUAAACCAAUAUGGCAAGUGGCUGAAGAACGUGAAGAAAAUAAAAACAAAAGUACAGGUACUGCACCAUAUACAGAAUAUGGUGGUUGGCACAAGGCUGCUAAAGUAGAUUCACCAACAGUUACUACAACUCUAAAGAAUCUAGGAGCAUUAUAUAGAAGACAAGGAAAAUAUGAAGCUGCAGAAACUCUUGAAGAUUGUGCAUUACGUUCCAGAAAAGAGGCAUUUGAUAUAGUUAAACAAGCCAAAGUGGCCCAAAUUCUUAGUGGAUCAACUAGUAGUGUAAAUAGUAAUGACAGGCGUAAUCGAUCAAGUCGUUUAAUUGGUUCUAGAGAAUCAUUGGAGUAUGAUACCAGUUCUACUGGAACAAAAUUAGAUGAGAAAUCUGGAUCAGAUGGUCAACAGAAGUAGAGUUAAAACAAAAUAAAUAUUAUCUACUUGCUAAUCUACUACGUAUACUUACACUGCUUCGGCAAUCAAGUAUUCAUCUCCUUAAAGACAAAAACACGGAAAGGUCCAUUUUUUAAAUAUAAUUAUUAUUUAUUUAUAUGUGCAAUAUAAUUUUUAUUUACACUGCAAAAGUAGAUGGUUAUAGUUAAGACAAAAUUUCAUUAUGUCUAACUUUAUUAAUAACAUAAUUCAAUAUUUUAUUCCCAAAAAGUCAACAUAUUAUAAUAAAGCAUUGUAUCUAUUUACAAAUCAUUAACACUUGCAAUAUAUGAUUUAUA